Apis florea (little honeybee) is the source of this 3466-nucleotide messenger RNA. RefSeq lists its product as uncharacterized. The record is from RefSeq and is a predicted model, not a curated record. Lineage: Eukaryota; Metazoa; Arthropoda; Insecta; Hymenoptera; Apidae.
UCCUCCUCGAAUCAGUUCCCCUACCUACCGGUAUCCAGUUAUGUUGUGGAGAACGUUGCUCGGGCAACAAUUUGUUUGGACUUUUGUUUUGAGAGAUAUCCCGUAGGAUCAGUCGUUCCAUAAAGAUUAUAUGGAUAAUAUUACAUUAUCGAUCGUGCGUGUAGUGAUCGUGAAAAGUAGUUUCCGCUUGUUUUCUUCGAUUUUUCGAUAACUUCGUUCAGUACAUUUACAUUCCAGACCCACGCGUGCUUCUUAGUACGCAGGAUCAAAUGCGUUUGAUGAAUACAUCCGUGAAAAACGUGAAAAUAUUUUUCGGUAAUCAACAUUGUUGAAAUUAGUUUCAACGAGAUUUCUUUCUGGAAUUUUCAAUGAUCCAAUCAGGAAUGCGGCGCGAAUCGUUAACGGAAAAUGGACAUUAAAGAAGUAUGUAAGAGUAGUAUAGUGAAUAGCGGAAUGGGAUCUGUGCAUACAGCCAUAUUGAAAACGAUUAGUUUUCGAAGGUGAUUUCGCGAAAAGUUAGAAAAGAAAACUAUCGAAUCGCGAUUUAUUUUCCACCGUUAGUGGUUUCUUUGCUUCCUUUACGGUCCGUGAGAGAGCAGACCCACCUUCUGACAGGUGGAAUGUGGGGACCUAACAUAGCCGUGGGGUCCGACAAUCGCGAUCGCAGCGACGUGAAGCGACUUGUUCAGGAACGGGCGAAGAGAAGGACGUUGGUCGUGUUUAUCCUCGGCGGGAAGGGGCGGAAGGAGGUUCCGGAAGAUAUUCCCCGGUUUUUCGUGAGAACCACAUCUCUCCGCCAUCGUACGUGAGAAUAACUGGCAGAGGUCGGCCUUGAGGUGUGGAAACACAACGGUCGGUGGUUGUGCGCCGCUGUGUAGUAUAGUAAUCUCGAAGCGGGGGGGAGCUCGGCAUCGCGCAGAGAGAGAGAUUUAUUCGAGUUUCACAAGCUCUCUCGAUCACCGGCACCGGUCGUGACCUCGAUAGAGCUCAUCCACCUGGUUGUGUUGGAUAACUCGAAGCAGCAGCGGCAGCCGCCGCCGCCGCCGCCACCACAGGACCCUGAAAGAGUAGCAGUGCAGUCGCGUGUCGAGGAAGAGAAAGAGAUAGAGAUAUUUUCGCGGUUCGGGAGAGAAGGAUGAAAACUAUGGGCGACGUGGUCGCGGAUCCCAUCGAGGAGGAGAGCAGCGUGGAAGGCACGGCGCAGAAUCCGACUGGCGGGAAAGAAUUCGGCCAGAAGACGCUCAGGUCCUUGAGGAGGGGGCUCGGCAGGCUUUGGAGGAGGCAUCGUGGCAAUGCCUCGAUCACCGAGUACGACCCCUGCUACAAGGUCGCUUAUCUUGGGAACGUUCUCACUGGAUGGGCCAAAGGCGAGGGCUGCGUGGAGAAACCUGUGUCGACGUUAUGGCGCAAUUACGUUACCAGCAGCAGGCCGGACGUGUCGAUGAGGCUGACGGUCACGAACGGCGGUUUGACCGCGACGACCAAGGAUCACGGGCUGACGGAGUACUGGGCGCACAGGGUCACCUAUUGCACCGCGCCCGCCUCCCACCCGCGUCUCUUCGUCUGGGUGUACAGGCACGAGGGGCGCAGGCUGAGGCCCGAGCUCAGGUGUCACGCCGCCCUGUGCAGCAAGGAGUCCACCGCCAGGAGACUCGCCUCGACCUUGAACGCCAGGUUGCAGCAGGCGCUCCUGGAAUUCCGACGGGACAAGGUCUCCAGACAAAAUGCUAGGUUGUCGCUAGCAAACGCUCUGUACGAGAACCCAUCAUUGCCGCGGCGAAAGUUGCUUCUGAGCACGGGGGGCCAGAAUUACCGGCCCCCCCUCGAGAGGUCGAAGAGCGCGCCGAAACUGUCCGCGAUCGAGGAGGACAUAGUCGCCGAGGAGAUCGAGCAGCAGAGGAUUCUUGACGAGUUGAGAACGUUGGAAAACUGCGUGGCGCGCAGUUGGCAGGAACAGGACAGCUGGAGGCUCGCCCGGCUGCUCGACGCUUUGAACCGCGAGUCCUCGGACGAGAAUGGAAGCAUAUCGAGCGGAUGCGAGACAGCGAGUACAGCGACCAGCGAAGAGAGGGCGCCAGCUGGAUUGGACGACCACCAUCACUCCACAGGCGAUGGAACGGAACAGCAAACGGACAGAAGGGCGAUGUUCCCGAGCGAGGCGGUGGCCAGGACCGGCCCAGGACCUCGAAGAAACUCGGAGGGCUCCCCAAACUUCAUGACCUGCGCGGGGAGUCCCCGUUUCCAUCGUCGAAACGUGGUCGUGCACGGGGAAAGGUUCUCGGCCCGAAACGACGAGGAGGAAUCGAUGGAGGAGGAGGACGAGGAGAUGGAGGACCCAGCGUCCCAUCACGUGUUCGACUUCGAGGACGUGGAGGAUUUCGACGACGUGGUCGAUUACAGGCCGAGGGGCGAGAUACUGCGCAGGCUGGAGGAUCCACAGGAUAGGGAGAGACGAGUGAUGGAGAAGUAUCCGGGCAGAAUGAACCACGACCUGUUGCAAAGCGACGAGACACCGUUUCUAACGUUGGACUCCCUGGACGAGGAGGUGGACAGCGACGAGAGCGGUUACGUCGAGGCGCCGCCGAAAUCUUUGUUGGGCCAAGACGACCCGAGGAAGGAGGAGGAGGAGGGCGGUGACAACGUGGAACGUUCGCGUCAGGGACAGGAAAAAGUGUUGACGAAAAGCGAAGAUUCCAAAGAAACGAAGAACAUGGAAGUGGAGGAAGGAGAGGUGGAAAGCGAGGAAGAAGUGGAAACCUCGAAGAAGGAUCCUCUGUUGACGGCGGUGGAGAACAAUCAGAGGAUUAAAGAGAAGGAAAGGGAGAGGAGCGAUUUUAUUAAGUGCCCUAUCUCGGAGACUAUCAAGAAACUGGCGAACGCGUCGUUGAAAAGCUCCAAGUCUUUAGAAAUGACUACGAACAACUGUUUGAAAGCUUUGAAUAAUUUAAAGACGUCAAAGUCGUUCGACGGUGUUAAGGCUAUCUCGGAGAUGGAAGGUGAAUCACCGAGCCUUCAUCAGAGGAAGAAAUUGCUCGCUCAGCAAGGAGUUAUCGUUUGAAAGCUUGUCCAAAUAACGAGUAUAUAUAAAAUAAUAAAAAAAAGGAAGCCUAAAGAUUAAAUCCAGGUCUGUCCUUUCUCUCCGGUGGAACGAUAGGCCACUGUACAUCACGUAUAAUAGACUCGUUACGUCGUCAUAUUUGUUAGAAAAUUUUGAAACGGUAGAAAACUUUAUGAAAGAAUAAUAAUCAAAUGGUAUAGUUAACGAUGUUCGUUUUGUUUAAUCAAUAAGAGUUUUUAGUAAAACUGUUAUUGUGUCUAUGUUAUUGAUUUAACAGAAACGAAAUGCGGUUAUCGUGAGAAUAUGUGUUUGUAGAAUUUGCGAGGAUAUAAAUAUGUUGUUCUAUCGAAUUGUUGAGAAUCAAAUGAUUUUUAGGAGGGGGGGGGGAUGGAAUUCGAUAUAGUUUAA